This is a messenger RNA of Caretta caretta (loggerhead turtle), 5038 nucleotides long. RefSeq lists its product as uncharacterized. The record is from RefSeq and is a predicted model, not a curated record. Lineage: Eukaryota; Metazoa; Chordata; Testudines; Cheloniidae.
UUUUUGCAAAUACAAACAAAUUUAUUUGAGCAUAAGCUUUCGUGAGCUACAGCUCACUUCAUCGGAUGCUGUAGCUCACGAAAGCUUAUGCUCAAAUAAAUUUGUUAGUCUCUAAGGUGCCACAAGUAUUCCUUUUCUUUUUAUAGUUUAUUGGACCAACUUCUGUUGGUGAGAGAGAGAAGCUGACACAGAGCUCUUCAGUCUGGGAAGUAUCCUCAGAGUAUCACAGCUAAAUAUAAGGUGGAACAGAAUGUUUAACACAUAUUUCAAGAGACCAUUCAUGUUUAAGUGGUCAGUUAACACUAAGUGGAAACACUAAUCCAUGCUACUACAGUCUGAAUUUAAGGCCAUAUAUUGAUCUUCCUCAGCAUGUGGAAUUCUCAUAGAUGCGAAUGUGAAUUUUGCAUAUGGUCCAGCCCAGGCUAAGUCUUUAUGUGUUGUGGGGAUUCAUAGCAAGGCUGUAGAUUUUUAACCAAUACAGUUCACUUAUUUUACUGGGGUAAUAUCGUAUGUGAUUAUUAAUCUGACUGCUUAAUGGUCACAAACAGAUUAUUUUGAGAAGAGAGAGAAAGUUUGUAUUUUUGGUGCUAUUGUUCCAGUCUGCCUAGAUGGAGACUUGCUGAAACUGCUGUGCAUUGACUUACAAGUGAAGGACUCCUUCACAACUAUAAGGGCUUGACAACUUUUCUAAAAAUACACACGCACACAAAAAAUUGCAGGAAAACCUUAAUACUAUAGAUUUGGAUUGCUACCACCAAUCACAAGAUAUUCAUGUUCACUGUUUGCACUCUCCCAUCAUUCAGUUUACAAGGAACUGAAUAAGAGCUAGGACCUUAUCCUGUUUUCCUUGCACACCUUUUACUCCUAUUGUGCUCAAUUAACUUUGGUAGGAGUUUUGGUUGUCCAAGGAAUGCAGUUUUGGUAUCCGGUGGAUAAUAAAUGAUUAAUUGUCUUGAAGUCCUGAACUGUGUAGACUGUCUGUCUUCAGUUAGUUGUAUAAGUGUUUUAACAGUAAACGAUUUGACAUUUUCAAAAAUGAGCCUCAGGUUAAUGAGUUGUAAAUCUGUAGUGUAUACAAGACACAUGCACUCAGCUACUCAAAUCUUUAUUUCUGUGAGUAGCCCUUAUUCAUGUAAGUAGCUCCUCUUACUUCAGUGUGAUUACUCCCAUAAAUAAGCCUUUGCAGGACUGGACCCCUUAUCAUUCCAAAAAAUUAAACUUUUCUAUCUCAGCGUAAACUGCAGAUGUACACAUCAUUAACUUGUCCAUGUCUCAACAACAUCAGUAUUGUCAAUUGAGCAUACAUUAAGGUAUGUGAUAUUAAAAGAUAAUCAGAAGUCUGAGAGCAGGAUUGGCACCACCUAAUUGGCUAAUACCCUACCAUUAAUCUCCUAAAAAUACCUAGUACAACUGUAUGUACAACGUGACAUAGUUCAGGGAAAGUUACAUGCAUAAAAUCCAAAUGGUAAUAAACAAAAACCCUUUGUGCAAGUCUGCAUCAAGGAGCAGAUCCUAGUCUCAUCAAAUAAUCCAAAAUUUUGCCUUAGAUUUAAAUGGGAGCAAGAGCAGUCCCCCAACCAAGUAAAUAUUUUGCACUUUGAUUCUUACUGCUAUGAGAAAGCUUUUUGUGUCAUGUUAGAAUAUCUUAUUAUAAAUAGAAACUUUACAAAUAAGAAUAUGGGGAGAAUGUUAUAACAUCCCAAUGAGCAACCUGAAAGACAUUAACUAGCAAUUACAAUUUAUUUAUCCAUUGAAUACCUUUUAAAAAAAGCUGAAUUAAACAAUGAAAUUUGGUUUCUUGUGAAACAAAUUAAUCCUUUUGUUCUGAAAAUUCUGUUCAGUUUACAGAUUUUCAUGCUAGGAAUGAACUUUAUAAUUGCAGUUUGAAGGGAUUGAGAAGAAUAUUUUUGCAAAUAACAAUUAUUAAAAUCAAGCUUUAUAAUAUUGUACAUGUUCAAUGUGUGACAAAAAUAAAAAUAUUUUGACUAUGAUGCUAACCUGGGACCAAAAUGUUAUUCUGUGUAUUCAGCAAGAAAUUAAGCAAUGUGCAUUUUUUUCAUACUAUCAGAUUUUAUUUCAAAAUAAUUGUCUUAUCAAUAUUGCAUAGCCAUUUUAAUAUGAGUCUGUGAAAUAUUAAAAUCUUAGAGUUGAAUGAACUUGCAUCAUUCCAUCCUGUACAUGGUGGAAUGACAUUUUCUAUACUUGCAGUAAAACUUGCUAAUGUCACUAUUAUUUCUUCCAUUUAAAAUAAAGUAUGUUCUGUUAACUAACUGGUUCACUUGCAGCAGUAAUUAAAUAAAAAAAAACUUUAAAAAUAUGUCUAUUGACAAUUAGCUCAAUAAACCAGAUGAUUCUAUUUCAUUCUAAAUCAUCUGACUGAUAUACCAAAUUCUCAGAUACAAACACCAUAAUUCUACAUUCCUAUUAAAGAAAAAACAAGUACCUUCUGACUACUAUUCCAAAAUUAGGAGCCUAAAUACCUUUGUGGAUCUGGGCGCUGGUCCCUAACCCCAUUAGUACAGCAUUGUCUCCUGCAGUACAUUAUAUACUAAUACUUUGCCCACUCUAGUUUCAUUGAUUUCAAUGGAAGUAAGGAGCCUAAAUACCAUUAGAGUCUGCACCUCGGUGAUAUAAUAAAUCUUUUCUAUCUCUAAUGUCUGGGACCCAAAUUCUGUGGUCUUGAGUCAAGCAAAGGUCCUAUUGACUACAAUAGAAGUUUUGCUCGAUUGAAGGACCACAAAAUAUGGGCCAUUGGCUCUCAUAAUAACAGUGGAAGCUAACCUGUUUCUGUGAAAUGUUGCAAUUGUUAAACUUGACAAAAUUAAUUCUGGAAUCGUUCCCCAUCCAUAAAGUUAAGCGCAUGGGUAAGUCUGCAGGAUCUGGGCCUUAGUUCAUAAACUACCUGAACACCGGACUAAUUGGUAAUGCUCAUGUUCUAAACUGACAGCACAAUGUGAAUCUCAUGGCAUCAUGAAUAUGAGGUAGGAUUAAAGUCUCAGCAUUUAAUAUACAGAACUAUGUAAAAAUAUUUUCUAAUAUGAAUUAAAUUAUUCAAAGUAACAAUACUGAACAAAUUGCAUGAUGUCAAAGCAGCAUUGGGAUUUAAAAAUAAAACACAAGUUCCCAUUUUUGUAACCUGAAAGAUUGAUUAUAGCCUUUUAAAAAAAAUUAUAUUGAGGAAUGAUCAUAUAUACAGAAAUGUUUAAAUGUUUUCGAUGCUUCUGAUCAAUAUAUUUACUCUUCACAGAUUUUCAUUAUGUAAAAAGUCUUUCAGGAAUACUAUUGGAUUAUAGUUCUCUAAAUGCUUUCUCUCAGUAUGAUUAUGUUAGUCUUUUAAUGCAGGCUGAGUCUGUGCAGAAUUGUAGGUCUACAUGUGAACAGUCAUUUGCUGUUGUAAGCACACAGUAAAAGGGGGCUUAAUGAAGAAAUUAUUAUUUGUUAUAUCUGAUGUACUUGAAUAACAUGGAAAGAUCUUACCCCUGGUCUACACAAGGACUUUAGGUCGAAUUUAGCAGCAUUAAAUCGAUGUAAACCUGCACCCGUCCACAUGAUGAAGCCCUUUAUUUCGACUUAAAGGGCUCUUAAAAUCAAUUUCCUUACUCCACCCCUGACAAGUGGAUUAGCGCUUAAAUCGGCCUUGCCGGCUCGAAUUUGGGGUACUGUGGACACAAUUCAACGGUAUUGGCCUCCAGGAGCUAUCCCAGAGUGCUCCAUUGUGACCGCUCUGGACAGCACUCUCAACUCAGAUGCACUGGCCAGGUAGACAGGAAAAGAACCGCGAACUUUUGAAUCUCAUUUCCUGUUUGGCCAGCGUGGCAAGCUGCAGGUGACCAUGCAGAGCUCAUCAGCAGAGGUGACUAUGAUGGAGUCCCAGAAUCGCAAAAGAGCUCCAGCAUGGACCGAACGGGAGGUACGGGAUCUGAUCGCUGUAUGGGGAGAGGAAUCCGUGCUAUCAGAACUCCGUUCCGGUUUUCGAAAUGCCAAAACCUUUGUCAAAAUCUCCCAGGGCAUGAAGGACAGAGGCCAUAACAGGGACCCGAAGCAGUGCCGCGUGAAACUGAAGGAGCUGAGGCAAGCCUACCAGAAAACCAGAGAGGCGAACGGCCGCUCUGGGUCAGAGCCCCAAACAUGCCGCUUCUAUGAUGAGCUGCAUGCCAUUUUAGGGGGUUCAGCCACCACUACCCCAGCCGUGUUGUUUGACUCCUUCAAUGGAGAUGGAGGCAAUACGGAAGCAGGUUUUGGGGACAAAGAAGAUGAUGAUGAGGAGGAGGAGGAGGUUGUAGAUAGCUCACAGCAAGCAAGCGGAGAAACUGGUUUUCCCGACAGCCAGGAACUGUUUCUCACCCUGGACCUGGAGCCAGUACCCCCCGAACCCACCCAAGGCUGCCUCCUGGACCCAGCAGGCGGAGAAGGGACCUCCACUGCAUGUGUUUCAAUGAUCACAGGAUCUUCUCCUUCCCAGAGGCUAGUGAAGCUUAGAAAGAAAAAAAAACGUACUCGAGAUGAAAUGUUCUCCGAGCUCAUGCUGUCCUCCCACACUGACAGAGCACAGACGAAUGCGUGAAGGCAAAUAAUGUCAGAGUGCAGGAAAGCACAAAAUGACCGGGAGGAAAGGUGGCAGGCUGAAGAGAGUGAGUGGCGGGCUGAAGAGAGUAAGUGGCGGGCUGAAGACAGGGCUGAAGCUCAAAUGUGGCGGCAGCGUGAUGAGAGGAGGCAGGAUUCAAUGCUGAGGCUGCUGGAGGACCAAACCAGUAUGCUCCAGUGUAUGGUUGAGCUGCAGCAAAGGCAGCUGGAGCACAGACUGCCACUACAGCCCCUGUGUAACCAACCGCCCUCCUCCCCAAGUUCCAUAGCCUCCAAACCCAGACGCCCAAGAACGCGGUGGGGGGGCCACUGGCCAACCAGCCACUCCGCCACAGAGGAUUGCCCCAAAAAAAGAAGGCUGUCAUUCAAUAAAUUUUAAAGUUGUAAACUUUUAAAGUGCUGUGUGGCAUUUUCCUUCCCUCCUCCACCACCCCUCCUGGGCUACCUUGGUAGU